CCAUUUUUGAUACGACACGACUGACAGCUGCGACCUGACAAUUACGUGCAGCGUUGCCACACCGUUGCGUCCUGGUGGCAUCUGUGCGCCAUCUGAGUAAAAGUUAUCGAUAGGUAUCGCGGCUGGGAGGUUCUACUGCAUUAGCCAGCAGCUGAUACUUUUCCUUGCUUUGUUUACUUUGCAAAAUGGCACAAGCUCAAAGAAUUAAUAAUGCAGACUGCGCAAAAACGGAGACUUUGGAGGAAACAGAUGGCGCACAAAAAACGGAGUCUACACCUACAUUGAUGCUGCGCCUAGAACAGCCGCAUGAGGAACGCCGGGUGGUCUUCCACGAUGGGGUCAUAGACAACGAGCAUAUGAAUCGCAUGAAAUCCAAAUGCUGUUGCAUAUACCGCAAACCGGUGGCCUUUGGCGAAAGCUCGUCGGAAGAUGAUGACGAAUGCGAGCACUGUUUUGGCCAUCCCGAAAAGCGCAAGAAGAACAAGAAGCCCAACAGUGGUGGUGACUCAUGCCCUGUAACUCGGCGCCCGGAUGAGCCAUCCACGUCCGCUGAGGCGCAAUCCGAGCCGGAUCAAGGCACAUCGGAAUCAGGAAUAAGCGCUCAACAACCAGACUUCGAAACGACAGUGAAACCUUCACUUUAAACCGUCUCCCACAACACAAACCCAAAAUAAAUUCGAUUAGGACGUAACAUUUUAAAUAACACGAAACAAUUUGCAUCUUUUCAUUAAAAGCUAACACCAAAAUGAGCAGUGUAUAGAUUA
Drosophila montana is the source of this 764-nucleotide messenger RNA. RefSeq lists its product as uncharacterized. Lineage: Eukaryota; Metazoa; Arthropoda; Insecta; Diptera; Drosophilidae. The record is from RefSeq and is a predicted model, not a curated record. The transcript has 2 exons. Gene Ontology annotation, molecular function: protein serine/threonine phosphatase inhibitor activity; protein phosphatase 1 binding. Bases 186 to 644 code for a protein of 152 amino acids. Gene Ontology annotation, cellular component: nucleus.